Molecule: messenger RNA, 4959 nt
Organism: Anopheles cruzii
Lineage: Eukaryota; Metazoa; Arthropoda; Insecta; Diptera; Culicidae
Gene: per
Product: period circadian protein
Exons: 6
Coding region: 1-4749 (1582 amino acids)
Biological process (GO): negative regulation of transcription by RNA polymerase II; circadian regulation of gene expression; entrainment of circadian clock by photoperiod
Cellular component (GO): nucleus; cytoplasm
Molecular function (GO): transcription cis-regulatory region binding; transcription corepressor binding
Source: RefSeq, a predicted model, not a curated record
AUGUCCGCCACCGGAAUGGAAAACUCGGAGGGGGCCGAAUCGACGCACAACACCAAGGUGUCCGAUUCCGCUUACUCCAACAGCUGCAGCAACAGUCAGUCACAGAGAAGCGGAAGUUCAAAAUCACGCCACAGUGGCAGCAACUCGUCCGGCAGCAGUGGCUACGGUGGGAAGGCGUCAACCCAAGCCAGCAGCUUCGCCCCUCUGCCGCAGCCGGCCAUCAAGCGCACAAAGGAGAAGGACCGCAAGAAGAAGAAGCUGAAGACGUCCACGGACGGCAAUGGCGUGUGCGGCGGUGCACCAUCCUCGACAUCGACGGUCGGUGGCGGGGUCACCACCACCACGAUCGGUCCACUAUCUAACGGGAACACAGGCGCAGGUGAAGACGACGACCAAGGAUCAUCGGUUGGGCCAGCACCGGGGACCACAGUGUCAGCUGCUGGUGUGUCGUCCGUUCCCAGCACCAACAGCGAGUCGUGUGACGGUGCCGCAGUCGGAGGUGCGAACGGAAACUCAGCGGUUCAGCAAAUGAACCACGAGUCCUCGGCGGCCAUGUCGACGGGCCGUAGCAGCCCGUGUGACGGGGCGUUAGACGAGGAGAUGAAAGCGGCCGCAGCCGGCGCUGUGGUUUCAGCUCAGAUCAUGGGCGAGGAGCAAGGCAAGGGAGACGGUCAGCAGACGGCACAGGAUCGGCAAUCGUCGGUGGGUGCGUUCGGAAUGCACUCCUCGGCAAAGCUCGCCCAUAGCAUGCUGCCCGGCCCGGCUACACUGCCGGCCGGGGUGGCUUCGAUCGUCAACUCGAUCGCGGCCGGUGAAGCCAUCAAGCUGCGGGGCUGCCAAAGGCACGGCCCCGCGGCGGAGCUCCCGGGAUGGAGUGGCGGUGGCGGGCUACUGAUGCGGGACAAGCAGCAGAACACGAGCACACAGCACGGGGCGCAGAGACAGCAGUACCUUACCCCAUCGCUCCAGAAACACGUGUCGGCCCAAGACAAGGUGUCACAGGAUAAUCUCCAUCACCAUCAUCAGCAACAGGGACACCAGUCGAAGCACCAGCAACAGCAGCACCAGUCGGUUCCCCAAUCGAACACUCCACGAACCAACAAACCGGAGGUGGAGGACGGAUUCUGUUGCGUGAUCUCGAUGCACGACGGCGUGGUGCUCUUCACGACGCCCAGCAUCACGCACAGUCUCGGCUUCCCGAAGGACAUGUGGCUCGGGCGGUCGUUCAUCGACUUCGUCCACCCGAAGGACCGGUCCACGUUCGCGAGCCAGAUCACGUCGAAGGUGGUGGUACCGCUGGGUGAGUCGAAAAGCGGCCAAAAGGACCAGAAGAACUCGCUUUACGUGAUGCUGCGCAAGUACCGGGGCCUCAAGUCGGCCGGGUUCGGCGUGACGAAGACGUCGGUCAGCUACGAACCGUACCGGCUGGUGCUGACGUUCCGCGAGGCGCCGGUCGAGAACGCGGAGCUGGUUAGCGGCCGUAGCAUCCUGCUGAUCGUCUCGGCCAGCCCGGUCAAGAGCGUGUACCGCGAGCCGAACGAAGCGCUGUGCGAGCGCGAGCUAAAGUUCAGCACCCGCCACACGACGUCCGGUGUGCUGAGCUACGUCGACGGGAACUCGGUCGAGUCGAUCGGCUACCUGCCGCAGGACAUUCUGGGCCGCUCGAUCAUGGAGCUGUACCACCCGGACGAUAUGCCGAUACUGCGCAAAACGUACGAGACGGUGAUGGUGAAGGGCCAGACGGCGGGCGCCUCGUUCGUGGGCCAACCGUACCGCUUCCUGGUCAACAACGGGUGCUACAUCGUGCUCAGCACCGAGUGGACCAGCUUCGUGAACCCCUGGUCGCGCGAGCUGGAGUUCGUGAUUGGCAGCCAUCGGAUUUUGCAAGGCCCAUCGACGGCGGACGUGUUCGCGUCCGGCUUCUACGCGCAGGACCAGUGCCCGGACGAGGUGCUGAAGGAGGCGAAGAUGAUCGAGGAGCAGAUCCUGCGGCUGCUGAAAGAACCGGUGGCCAAACCGUCCGACAUGGUGAAGCAGGAGGUGUCGAAGCGCUGCAAGGCGCUUGCCUCGUUCAUGGAAGAGCUCAUGGACGAGGUGGCCCAGCCGGAGCUGAAGCUGAAUCUGUUGAACGAAUCGGACUUUACCUUCUCCGAGCGGGACUCGGUGAUGCUCGGGGAAAUCUCGCCGCACCACGAGUACUUUGACAGCAAGAGCUCCUCGGAGACGCCACCCAGCUACAACCAGCUCAAUUACAACGAGAAUUUGCAGCGGUUCUUCGACAGUCGGCCGGCGAUGAACAUCGAAGAACCGCUCAAGAUGGACUCGUCCGGCGGCGGCACCAACACGGAGACGAUCGACGACCAAACGCACGUCAGCCCGAACCAGCGGUUCAGUGCGAGCGGCGGUGGCGGUAGCGGAGGGUCGGCCGGAAAUUUUAGCUCCGAAAGCAACGCGCAGAUGGACAGCACCACCAACACGACCAGCAACACCGGCGGCACCGGGACGGGCACCUCGAGCGGUGGCGGCAGCUUCCAGCCGCCGACCCUGACCGAGGAGCUGCUCUGCCAGCACAACGAGGACAUGCAGAAGGUGAUGCUGAAGAAGCACCGGGAGGCCCGCAUGGUGGCGCGCGGCACCGAGAAGAACAAGAAGGGACCGCCGGACAAAGCGUACGCCUCGAAUGCGCCGCACGGCGUCAAGCGCGGCUCGUCCCACUCCUGGGAGGGUGACCCGCACAAGGCGAUCAAACAUCAGCACAAUCCGGACGGUGGUGGCUGCGGUGGAGGGACACAGCAUCAGAAGGGACCCGUGGCUUCGCAGGCCUUACAGCAACAGCUUCUGAUCCAGCAGCAACAGCAGCAGCAGCAACAUCAGCUUCAGCAACGGCAUCACCAUUCGAGUCAUGGCCUACUGCUGCAGCCACCGCCGAUGCAACAACAGCACUCGUCCUCGGCGCUGCACCAGCACGCACAACAUACGCCGCAGCAUCAGUAUCUUCAGCAGCAGCCGUUCCACCAGCAACCACCACAGCAAUCCACGCUUGGGGGCCAUCAAUCGUACCUGGGCGAAGCGAUGGGCAACGGGGCAUCACUGCGGCAGCCAACGAUGGCCUACGGGUCCAGCAUAACCACGGCCACGUUGAACGCCCCCCAGAUGAGCUAUGCCACGCACACCGCCGGGCGCACCGGUGACCUGUGGCCACCGUUCAGCGUGAGCGUAUCGGCGAUGCAGGGCUCCGCAGGGGCCACCAGCUUGAUGCCGUCGCCCAGCAUCUUUCCCACGCUUUACUACAUUCCGGCGGCAGCUGCUGCGGCCGCAGCCGCCGUAACUCCGCCAUCGGCGGUCUCGACAGCAGCCACCGUCAAUCCGGUCACGGUGCCGUACAUGGCGGCUGGCGUGAUGUACCCACAUCCGCAGCUCUACCAGCAGUCGAUGCUCUAUCCGCCGAUGAUGUACCACGCGAUGCCGUACCAACCAUUGCCACCGCCCUGUGACACACGAAACGUAAGUCUUCAACAGCAGCAACAACAGCAGCAACGGCACCAGCAGCAACAACAGCAGCAGCAACGGCAGCAGCUCCAGUCCGACAAGCAACAAUCGGGCGUGAGUGCCCCGUGUCAGUCCGGGGGCGGCCCAUUAAGAUCCGGUUCCGGACAGCAGCAGCAACAGUCGCUAGACGACGCAGCGGGCACUUCAGGCCCUGGCGGCCUGGCCGGUGGCGGAAACAAAUGCCCCGGACACCACACGGUGCCACCGUCGGCCGGUAGUGGCUCGCUUUCACAAACCCCCUUCCAGCGGCCCUCGUCACAGGCCACUUCGGUUAAGGCCGAACCCGGUUCGGCCCUGGGCAGCAUCGCGUCCACGUCGAUCGUCGUCAAUCGGGCAUUCUCGGAGUCAUCGAAGAAGGACCUCAUCGACUCGCCAGUCAUAUCGAUCGUGGACUGUGCCGACUGUGCCCUGGACGAAGUACUGGACAAGCGCGGCGGUGCUGGUGCUCGAGGUAACGGUUCCUCUGUCGGCGCAGGACGCCUUCUGGCCGGGGAGAAGGGAGCGAAUCGCGAUAGCCGAACGGAUGGCGGACGGCGAGAAGCUGGCUGUGCGGUGGUGGUCGGGGGACUGUGCGAAAACAGCGACGAUAUGGACGAGUCGAGCUUUUCCAGCUUCUACUCGAGCUUCCUGAAGACGGACAACUCGUCCGACGGGCACAACGGGACGGACAAGAAGGACUCGAGCGAGAUGUGCUGGGAAACGAGCUCAAACAAUGCGCUCAAUGCGAUCGGCGAUGCGGCCGGUGCGGCCUUGCCCGAAGAGGGUGGUGCCUCUGCGCGCAGCAAAAGCAGCGGCGAUGGCAUCCUCACACGGCCCGCUAACACCGGAAUCGGAUGCCGAGCGAAACGGCGCCCGAAUCCGCCGUGGCUGGAUAACGUCUGCCAGACGAAGGACCUCAUCUACCGGUACCAGAUCAACGAGCGGUCGCUCAAGGAGCUGCUCGCUUCGGACAGUUUGGCGCUGAAGAAGAUCAGCCAGCCAAUCCUGGUAAAUGAUCAGCUCGGUCAGUUGUAUCUUGACCUCGAGCUGGAGGGCCUGUCGGCGAAGCUGUCCCUCAGCGAGGCAACGUCCGGGAGCAGCAGCGACGAUUGCGACGUGAAGGACAAAACCAGGGUGGCCAAGCGCAACAUGAAGUACAGCAAGCUGGUGAUGAUCUACGAGGAAAACGCCCCGUUCCCACCGCCACCGAACGAACCGUGACAACCGUGUGAUGAGCGGCCCAAACCGGCGGCCCGCCAAAUCCUCCGUCUGGCCGUUGGUGCAGUAUUUUAGACAGCUAAACCCAAAUGGCGCACACUUUAAAUGAUGAUGCUAGCGAAAGUAGCCGAAAAGUAUCCGGCCGAGCCGUUGAUCUCGAAGGCGCGCGAUCAAGAGCGCGUGAUCGCAAAGAAAAGACUUGUUAUUCGAAAA